Messenger RNA from Otolemur garnettii (small-eared galago), 594 nucleotides. RefSeq names its product programmed cell death 5 (gene PDCD5). The record is from RefSeq and is a predicted model, not a curated record. The coding region runs from base 92 to 466 and encodes 124 amino acids. Gene Ontology annotation, cellular component: cytosol; nucleus. Gene Ontology annotation, molecular function: DNA binding. NCBI's taxonomy places the organism in Eukaryota, Metazoa, Chordata, Mammalia, Primates, Galagidae. The transcript is spliced from 6 exons.
GAGGACCGAGCUCGCGCCGAGGGGGCUACGGAGAGGUCCCUCGGAGCGGGCCGCGGGCGACUGCGGCUGCUCCGCCGCGGACGGACGCACCAUGGCGGACGAGGAGCUGGAGGCGCUGAGGAAGCAGAGGCUGGCCGAGCUGCAGGCGAAGCAGGAUCCUGGCGAUGCGGCACAGCACGAGGCAAAGCACAGGGAAGCAGAAAUGAGAAACAGUAUCCUAGCCCAAGUUCUGGAUCAGUCAGCCCGGGCCAGGUUAAGUAACUUAGCACUUGUAAAGCCUGAAAAAACAAAAGCAGUAGAGAAUUACCUUAUACAGAUGGCAAGAUACGGACAACUGAGCGGGAAGGUAUCAGAACAAGGUCUAAUAGAAAUCCUUGAAAAAGUAAGCCAGCAAACAGAGAAGAAAACCACAGUUAAAUUUAACAGAAGAAAAGUAAUGGACUCUGAUGAAGAUGAUGAUUAUUGACCGAAACGUGUUUAGAGAAUGGAACUUAAUGGAACAAAUUCUAGGAUAGAAGUUAAGAUCUGACUAAAUAUUUCCUUUGUUUAUUAUCUAUAUGCCUUUAAAAAAUAAACUUGUUAUGCAAAACAAAA